Messenger RNA from Heterocephalus glaber (naked mole-rat), 774 nucleotides. It is a transcript of the gene Smim29, whose product is annotated as small integral membrane protein 29. NCBI's taxonomy places the organism in Eukaryota, Metazoa, Chordata, Mammalia, Rodentia, Bathyergidae. The record is from RefSeq and is a predicted model, not a curated record.
GCGGAGAGCGCCGGCGCGGCCCACGCCUGGGGAUGCUGGGACCCCAGGAUGCCCAGGCGCGGGGCGGCCCCGACGCCCCCGCCCCGGCUGAACCUCCCGCGCCGUGGGAACCGCCUGCCGCCCGCCGCCGCCGCCGGCCAGCCAGCCAGCAUCCUCGGAGCGGCCCGAUGCCCUCCCUCCUGGCCCUCCGCCUGGCCGGGCUCCUGGUGGAGGCCCCCCCGAGGCACCGCUGCCAAUGCUGACCUCCCAGCCCUCCCUCCGGCCACCGAUGUCAUGAGGAACACCACGGUGCCCAGUGCCCCCCGGGCCGACAGCGACUCCAUGGUGGGCUAUGUGUUGGGGCCUUUCUUCCUCAUCACCCUGGUCGGGGUGGUGGUGGCUGUGGUAAUGUAUGUCCAGAAGAGAAAGCGGGUGGACAGGCUGCGCCAUCACCUGCUCCCCAUGUACAGCUAUGACCCGACCGAGGAGCUGCACGAGGCCGAGCAGGAACUCCUCUCAGAUGUGGGAGACCCCAAGGUGGUGCAUGGCUGGCAGAGUGGCUACCAGCACAAGCGGAUGCCCUUGCUGGACGUCAGGACGUGAUUUAGGCCCCUGGCCCCACUGCCAGAGGGUCCUGCAGCUGCUUUCUCUCCCACUGUGCCACCUUGCUCCCCUCUCCUGGGGACCGAGCCCCCCAACCCCUGCACUGAUGGCUUCCCUUCCGGGUGAGGGACAGGUCAGCUCUGCUUCCUCUAGCCAGCCUGGACCUUUUGUCCAUCUCCAGGGCUUUCAGCU